Molecule: messenger RNA, 630 nt
Organism: Fusarium coffeatum
Lineage: Eukaryota; Fungi; Ascomycota; Sordariomycetes; Hypocreales; Nectriaceae
Exons: 1
Coding region: 1-630 (209 amino acids)
Source: RefSeq, a predicted model, not a curated record
AUGGACAUAUUCGAUAACCACGAAAACAGUUCUGAAUCCUCUAUAUCCCUUGCCUCCUCAAUCUUUACUCAGGACCUGGAGCGGUUCAGCACCUACGGUUUUGAUUCUGAUGUCCCUGAUGAUGCGGACGGGGAUAUAGAUGAUGACCAUCAGCCUUACGGUCCUCCUACCUAUUCAUCAUUGAUGCUCGAGAAUGCCACCGUCCGCUCCGAUGCCGACUUCUUCUCCGUGACCGGCUGGACAACAGCAACAGUCGGGUCUUCGACCGAUUCCACCUCCGAAACAAGAUGCCCCGCUCCGGGCUCCGUGUCGGCCUCAGUCUCGGCUUCGGUCUCGAUGGCCGAUCUGACGGCGUCCACAUCCCGCCUGGAUCUCCAAGUCCAGGAUCCCCGGCCUUCUUCGUCAAUGACCAGUUCCAGUCCUGGUCCCAGCUUGCACGUGGUUGGCCGUGCUUCUGACAUUUCUGCCAACGCUGAUUCCUUGUUCAACUCCAAUUUUGAUUCCAACGCCAGCUCCAACUCCAACUACGGAUACACCUUUGAUCAAGGACUUUGUGGUAUCGGAGCUUGGGCAGACAUUGCAACGAGCCCAUUCGUCGCCAAAAUGAAGCGAAUCACUCCGCGACAAUGA